GGAAGUAGCGGUACGAGCGGGUCAGCCAUUAUUCUGGUCCUCGGCCGCAGUUGCGUCCUGUUCCCGUGUCAUCUCUUGGAGUUCUGGUGCCCAGGCGGCGGUACCUAAGGCCGGAAGCGCAGCGGGAAUCCCGGGUGAGCGGGGUCUUCUAGAUGAUGUUCUCCAAGCUUUAAGGAAGAAAUCAAGCAAGGAUCGAGGGGACCUGGAGAGGAGCCUUUCUUAAAUGACAACAAUGACAAGAGAAAAUUGGGGCCACAGUGCUCUGAGACAAGAGGGUCUUGUUAAAGGGAAGGAUGAUACUUGGAAAUGGGGAACCAGCUUUCAAGGAAGCAGCUCCUCUGUUUGGGAGACCUCCCACCUGCACUUUAGACAGUUACGUUACCAUGAGACAUCUGGACCCCAGGAGGCACUGAUCCGGCUCCGGGAGCUCUGUCGCCGGUGGCUGAGGCCAGAAGCACGUACCAAGGCCCAGAUCCUGGAGCUGCUGGUCCUGGAGCAGUUCCUGAGCAUCUUGCCUGGGGAGAUUCGGACCUGGGUGCAGAUCCAUCGCCCUGGGAGUGGUGAGGAGGCCGUGGCCCUGGUAGAGGAGCUACAGCAAGACCUCGAUGGACCAGCACUGAAAGUUCCAGUUCUUGUUCAGGACCAGGACAUUCUCCAGGAGGGGAUGAAUACUCCAGGAGCAGCAGUUCCUCAUGCACCCAAUGGCAGCCACAUAGCUGAAAUUUGCCAAAAUCCUUUUACUGACCCAGUGGUGUUCAAUCUCCAGGAUCCUCAACAUGCUUUUUCUCCUUCCUCAGAUUCUCCUGCCCCUGAAGCUUCUGCCCUUUCCCAGGAAGAGAAUCCAAGAAAUCAAUUAAUGGCCCUCAUGCUCCUAACAGCCCAGCCCCAGGAGUUGGUGAUGUUUGAGGAGGUGUCAGUAUGCUUCACUUCAGAGGAAUGGGAGUGUCUGGGCCCAAUUCAGAGGGCCUUGUACUGGGAUGUGAUGCUGGAGAAUUAUGGAAAUGUGACCUCCCUAGAAUGGGAGACCAUGACUGAGAAUGAGGAGGUGACACCAAAGCCAAGCAUUUCUCAAAGAGCAGAUUCUCAGAAAGGAACAUCCAAAAGACUUCAAGGAAGUGUUCCCCAGUCCCUUGAUUUUGAGGAGGAAUGUGAAUGGCAAAUUGUGGCAAGUCAGUGGGGGACUGAAACAGGGGAAAGAGAUACGCUGAAGAAAGGUCCCCUCUGUGAACGAGAUACAAAGAAAAGGGCUCUACCAGAAAAACAAGGCCAAAAAUGGAAGGAAUUUGGAGAAAGCUUGACUCUAGGUUCAGCUCUUUCUGAAAGUUUAAUAGGUACUGAAGGAAAGAAGUUUUAUAAAUGUGAUAUAUGUUGUAAACAUUUCAAUAAAAUCUCCCAUCUUAUAAACCAUCGGAGAAUCCACACUGGUGAGAAGCCUCAUAAAUGUAAGGAGUGUGGAAAAGGCUUUAUUCAGCGCUCAAGCCUUCUAAUGCAUUUACGCAACCAUUCUGGGGAGAAACCUUAUAAAUGUAAUGAAUGUGGGAAAGCCUUCUCUCAAAGUGCUUACCUUCUAAACCAUCAAAGAAUCCACACUGGAGAGAAGCCUUAUAAAUGUAAGGAGUGUGGAAAGGGCUUCUAUAGGCACUCAGGCCUUAUUAUACAUCUAAGGCGCCAUUCUGGGGAGAGACCUUACAAAUGUAACGAGUGUGGGAAAGUUUUCUCUCAGAAUGCUUACCUCAUUGAUCAUCAGAGGCUCCACAAAGGGGAAGAGCCUUAUAAAUGUAACAAGUGUCAGAAAGCUUUCGUUCUGAAGAAGAGCCUCAUUCUACACCAGAGAAUCCACUCUGGGGAAAAACCCUAUAAGUGUGAUGAAUGUGGGAAAACCUUUGCUCAGACCACUUACCUUGUUGACCAUCAGCGACUCCACAGUGCAGAGAACCCGUACAAAUGUAAAGAAUGUGGAAAAGUUUUCAUUCGAAGCAAAAGCCUUCUCUUACACCAGAGAGUACACACAGAAAAGAAGACUUUUGGUUGUAAAAAAUGUGGGAAGAUUUUCAAUUCAAAGUCAAACCUCAUUGACCAUAAGAGGAUGCACAGCAGAGAGAAACCAUAUAAAUGUACUGAAUGUGGGAAAGCCUUUACUCAGAGUGCUUACCUUUUUGACCAUCAGAGACUCCACAAUGGAGAGAAACCCUAUGAAUGUAAUGAAUGUGGGAAAGUUUUUAUUUUAAAGAAGAGCCUCAUAUUACAUCAGAGGUUUCACACUGGAGAGAAUCUCUAUGAGUGUAAAGACUGUGGCAAGGUCUUUGGUUCUAACAGAAACCUCACUGACCAUGAGAGACUCCACAAUGGGGAGAAGCCCUAUGAAUGUCGAGAGUGUGGGAAAACUUUCAUUAUGAGCAAAAGUUUCAUGGUCCAUCAGAAACUACAUACACAGGAGAAAUCCUACAAAUGUGAGGAUUGUGGGAAGGCUUUCAGUUACAAUUCAAGUCUGCUCGUACAUCGGAGAAUCCACACUGGGGAAAAGCCCUUUGAAUGCAAUGAGUGUGGAAGAGCUUUCAGUUCAAACAGAAACCUCAUUGAACAUAAGAGAAUCCACAGUGGUGAGAAACCCUAUGAGUGUAAUGAGUGUGGUAAGUGCUUCAUUUUGAAGAAAAGCCUCAUUGGACAUCAGAGGAUUCACACAAGGGAAAAAUCUUAUAAAUGCAGUGACUGUGGGAAAGUCUUCAGUUACCGCUCAAACCUUAUAGCCCAUCAGAGAAUCCAUACUGGUGAGAAGCCCUAUGCAUGUAAUGAAUGUGGGAAAGGCUUUACUUACAACAGAAACCUUAUUGAACAUCAAAGAAUUCACAGUGGGGAAAAAACCUAUGAAUGUCAUAUAUGUAGAAAAGUUCUUACCUCUAGUAGAAAUCUUAUGGUACAUCAAAGAAUCCACACUGGAGAGAAGCCAUAUAAAUGUAAUGAGUGUGGAAAAGACUUUAGUCAGAAUAAAAACCUUGUUGUACAUCAGAGGAUGCACACCGGGGAAAAACCAUAUGAGUGUGAGAAGUGUAGAAAAUCUUUUACUUCUAAGAGGAAUUUAGUUGGCCACCAGAGAAUCCAUACAGGGGAGAAACCAUAUGGGUGUAAUGAUUGUAGUAAAGUUUUUAGGCAGAGAAAAAACCUUACUGUACAUCAGAAAAUUCAUACAGAUGGAAAACUCUGUGAAUGUGAUGAGUCUGAAAAGGAAUUCUCUCAGACUUCAAACCUUCACCUUCAACAAGAAAUCCAUACUGUGGAGGGAUUCUCUUGGCUCCAAAAUGCCAAUGAGUCUAAGACAGAGAUUCAGAAAAUCUAGUGUCAUAUGUAAAAUGGGAUAGAAUUCCAACCUACCUAAGUAACUGUUAGACAAAUGGCAGUAUAUCAUUCUUGCAAGGAAAAAAAAUCAUGAUUGACUCUUUUGUAAACCAGUGAUUUGCAUGUGGAAGAAAGCUAAUGUAGACUUUCAAGACUGCAACAACGUAAACCAAAUUCUAGUUAAAGAAUACUUUGUUCCAGGCCAUUUGUUAUGACUCUAGAAAGGGACCUUAGAGCAAUUAGACUCUGAAAAAAAUUUAUGAGAUGUAAUAAUGUAGUUGUAAAUGAUAGCAAAAAUAUUUUUGUAUUAAAAAAUGGACAUUGUUUCUGAAAGUGUGUAAAUUGUAUAUUUUAAAAAUUGCAUCACUGCUACAGAAAGUUUCUGUGGACAGUAUGAUCGAGACAUGUCAGACAUGGAUGUGGGUGGGCAAGAGUCUGCUGUUUGAGGGCAACUUAAGAAGAGUGCUGUAUUUGGAAUUAGAAGACCUAGUUUUAGGUCCUGGCUCUUUCUCUUACUAGCUAUGUGAUGUUGUUAAGUCAGUUUCUAGGCCUCAGUUUCUCUGUCAGUGAAAUGUUGAUAUAAUGCCUACCUCACAAGGUUUGAGGACUAAGUAAAGGAUGUUUGUGAAUGUACUUUGUGAAAUAAUUUAGUUGUCAAUAAAGUUGGAUAAAAGAGGUAUGGUCAAAAUACAGAA
Messenger RNA from Leopardus geoffroyi (Geoffroy's cat), 4028 nucleotides. RefSeq names its product zinc finger protein 197. NCBI's taxonomy places the organism in Eukaryota, Metazoa, Chordata, Mammalia, Carnivora, Felidae. The record is from RefSeq and is a predicted model, not a curated record. Bases 224 to 3334 code for a protein of 1036 amino acids. Gene Ontology annotation, molecular function: DNA-binding transcription factor activity; RNA polymerase II cis-regulatory region sequence-specific DNA binding. The transcript is spliced from 6 exons. Gene Ontology annotation, biological process: regulation of transcription by RNA polymerase II.